Molecule: messenger RNA, 1484 nt
Organism: Cryptotermes secundus
Lineage: Eukaryota; Metazoa; Arthropoda; Insecta; Blattodea; Kalotermitidae
Gene: fz
Product: frizzled-2
Biological process (GO): canonical Wnt signaling pathway; non-canonical Wnt signaling pathway
Cellular component (GO): plasma membrane
Molecular function (GO): Wnt-protein binding; Wnt receptor activity
Source: RefSeq, a predicted model, not a curated record
UGUUUCUAGUAGUGCGGUUUUGGUUGUAGGAGUGAAUGGUGGCUUAUGUGUUGAGAUCUAGUGAUUAGGUGAGGUGGUGAAACUUAGAAAGAAUUUUGUGGCGAAGUUAUGAAUGAUAGUCAUGAUGUAACAUGAUGUCAGUAGAAGAUUUCCUUUUUAUGAUGAAGAAAAUGUGAGAUAUGAGUGAAAUUACUUAAAAAUGUGAUGAAGUGUUAUGGUUGUGUUUCAAAUAUCAGAAAGGAGCCUGUUGUGAAAUUACCGUGACCAUGAGUGUCCGUGGUAGUUGGUAUUGUGGGUGGAUUCUGUGGAGUUGGACAGUGGCCGUGAUUUCGGCGUCCCAACGAAGCGGUAUUACAUCACGCGUCUCAGAACGGGACAGUCUUCCCCACCACGGUCGUUGUGAACCGAUCACAAUUCCGUUUUGCAUGGACAUUCAGUAUAAUGAGACAAUUAUGCCAAACCUUCUUAAUCAACAGAAACAAGAAGAUGCUGGAUUAGAAGUGCAUCAGUAUUUUCCUUUAGUGAAAGUUAAAUGUAGCCCAGAUCUUCAGUUUUUCUUGUGUUCAGUAUAUGCACCUGUAUGCACUAUAUUAGAAAAAGCAAUACCUCCUUGCAGGUCUCUUUGCAUAUCAGCCCGACAUGGAUGCGAGACACUUAUGAACAAUUUUGGAUUCCUGUGGCCAGAAGAAUUAGACUGUGAGAAGUUUCCUGAAACUGGCACUGAUAUAUGCGUAGGAGAAAACAACACAGCGAGCACGAAUGGCCCAGGUGGAGGGAGCCGUGCAGGAGGGCCAAUCUCUCACGGAGACAAUUACCCUCUUCAACCCAACUUUGAAUCGAAAUUUCCAAAAAUUCCAGAUGGCGCUAGAGACUAUGGUUUUGUUUGUCCGGUUCAUUUCAAGGUUCCUAAGGAUAUGAAUUAUUCCUUGAAAGUGGGUGACAAAGUGGAGAAGAAUUGUGGUGCACCUUGUCAUGGAAUGUUUUUUAGUGAUGAUGAGCAACAUUUUGCACGUGUUUGGGUAGGAGUAUGGUCUGUGUUAUGUGCGGCCUCUUGCCUUUUCACAGUCUUAACGUUUCUCAUAGAUAGAGACCGCUUUCGAUAUCCAGAACGACCAAUUAUAUUUUUGUCCCUUUGCUAUCUCAUGGUGGCACUGACUUACGUGGUGGGUUUUGGUGCUGGGGAUUCAAUAUCAUGUCAUGAUCCGUUUCCACCUCCGUUGGAAUUGCAGCAUUUGCAGAUGGUGUCAAUAAUCACACAAGGAACAAAACACCAGUGGUGCACUCUUCUCUUCAUGGUACUCUACUUCUUCAGCAUGGCAUCCUCUAUCUGGUGGGUGGUGCUGACACUUACAUGGUUUUUGGCUGCUGGGCUCAAGUGGGGACAUGAAGCCAUUGAAGCAAAUUCCCAGUAUUUCCAUAUGGCAGCCUGGGCAGUGCCUGCCAUCAAAACCAUCACAAUACUUGCCAUGGGAAAAGUUGAAGGU